AUGCCUCCAGUAACGACAGCAGAUACGCAGGAGCAGCAGGCGGCGAGUUCUUCGUCAACGUCGAUUCUAAAAGAGCGCCGGUUCAAACUCAGCAGAGCGUGUGAUCGUUGUCGGAGGAGGAGAAUCAAAUGUGACGAAGGGCAUCCUUGUCAGGCAUGCCUGACUGCCAAUUCAUCAUGUACCUUCGAAGAACCAGGAAAGAGGACACAUCCUCACAAGUCAAAACGCACUGCUACCCUGGAGGAUCGGAUGCAUCACCUCGAAACUCUUAUUCAGGCCAUUCCGCCUGCCGUCUUUGCAGCUGGUGGAGCCCCUUCGAUACCCUCUUCUUCAGAUGUCGCAUCAAGUCCAGUCGUACCCUUCAUGUACCCUGAUGGAAUGCCUUCUGGAGUGCCGCCACCUUCGUUACAUGUAUUUCCUCUGAUGAAUCCAUCUAAUCAUUUUACUCGCGAACACAAGGUGGAUGAACGACAUCACAGUCCCCAUCAUUCAUUCAGCUCCCUGCUCAGUGGAGGAGCGUUCAAUCUCCCUCAAGAAGAGCCAAGCCGAUUAUCUCUGACAGCUUCGUACCUGUACUUCGACGAUGAAGGCUACACCCGAUGGCAAGGCGAAACAUCUGGGCUACCUGUGCUUGAUCUUCUUGUUGAAAGACACAGCGCCCCUCCUGCUCGAGAUAUCUCCGGGCGAUCAGUCGCUGACUCAAACGCCGCAAAAAUGGCCAGUGCGAACGCAGAGUGGUUUCCCGAUCGUCAACCCCGCCGCACCGAUGAUUACGGGAAUCCACAGAAAUGGGGUGAACCAGGCUUCGCCUCCUUUAUUGUUGCUGUUUGUUGUCUUGCCUCGCGGCAUAUGGACGACCCUCGAGUUAGAGCAGACCCCAAUGACGGCAUCUCAGCCGGCACCCAAUGGUUCGAACUCUUCGGUCGACUUCGUACACUGCCCAUUUCAGAUCGACCUACUCUGUAUAAUAUUCAGGCCAAUCUUAUCGCCGCUGUUUAUGCUGUGGGUCUCGGGAAACUUUCAAAAGCCGCUGCACUACUUGCCGAAGCUGUUACAAUGUCUAUUGAUGCAGGACUCCACCGCUCAGCUGAUAGCUACGAUCUCUUCGACGCAAUCGAGGACGAAGUCCGGAAGCGAACUUUUUGGUGCGUCUACAUAUGGGACAAGCAACUUGGCGCCCAUUUUGGACGACCUUCGAUGCUGCGGCUGAGAGACUGUGAUGUCUCUGAACCUUCCCCUGUCGAUGAUGAAUUCAUUACUAGAGACGCUAUCAACACUCCACCCCCUGGUACAGAGUCUCGAAUGAGUGCUUUCAUCGUAUCAUUGCGGAUCAUGGUUGUCCUUGAAGCAGUCCUCGAUGUUCCGCCGGCCCGCCAAUCCGAGGAUCCGACGUCUUUUCUGCUGAAUGCGACUAAAGUGCUAUCGGGAACGAAGAGAUUCAAGGAGAUGCGAGAGGAGGAAGCGCUGCUGGAUGAUAUUCAUCGGAAGAUUCCCGCAUAUUGGUCGCACUCUCCCGAAACACUCAACAGCGACGAUACUAUUCGUUUGACACAGGCUGAGAGGCUGCACUGUGCUGAACAAUUCGUUCGUCUUCUGAUCUAUCGCCACCGGUUCUCAGAACUAGUGGCUGAGAGAACUAGCGGCCCUAUCGCAGAAGAACAAUCCGAAGCUGAGCAAGGGGCUUUAAUUGCUGCACACAACUCGGCUCUACAGAUUGUCUCCGCUCAUGUUCAUAUAGCGAAGAAGGGGCUGAUGACAUACUAUGGCGUUCACGUGAUACACCAACUCACCCAAGCUGGGAGAACGUUGGUUGCUGUACUACUAUGUUGCAAGACGGAUGCGCUGCAGCACUUGAUACCGCCAGGCUUGGAUGCGCUUCGGUCUUGUAUUGGCCUUCUACGACGUUUCAGUGGUCGUUAUGUCUGCGGGCUCAGGUCAGGCGACCUCAUGGAAGAAUUCUGUCGUCUCACCAACAUUCCUCUGGAAACCGCCCGCCAGGAUGGUUCCGCGAGCGCUACCCGACCGCCAUGGAUACGCCCCGUGCGCAAGAAAGCGCCGUCCGUCGCCCGUUCCAACCAAAGCGGGGACUCGCCUUCCCACCAUAGCAGCCCUGAAGCCUUCUCACCCUCCGAUUUCUUUGCCGAGCCUCUCAAGACCGCUUCCGCCUUUCCAUCUGGGCCUCCACUUCCUGGGCCCGGUCCUGCAUCAUCGAGUUCGGUUGCAUCGCCGCCUCAGUAUGCUGCCCAGCCGGUCCAGACAAAUGGCAACAAUAACUCGUCGUUCAUGGAUACAUCCGGCAUGGAAAUGAUGAGGGACGACUCUCACAUGUACAUGUCCCAGGAAAUGAUGGCGCUGUUCAACGACGGCGGUGUCGAUGUGCAGCAUCUUUUCUCAUCGGAUUUUAUGCAGCCUAUUUCUCCUCAGCAAGCUCAACAACAACAGCAGCAACAGCAACAGCAACAUCAUAUAGGAAAUGGGAACGACUCUAGUACGCCUAGUGCUGGCUUCGCUGGUCCCAACUUUUUGAAAAUGAACGGGCUCGCUACCUCUCCAUAG
Psilocybe cubensis is the source of this 2556-nucleotide messenger RNA. RefSeq lists its product as uncharacterized. The record is from RefSeq and is a predicted model, not a curated record. The transcript is spliced from 7 exons. Bases 1 to 2556 code for a protein of 851 amino acids. Gene Ontology annotation, molecular function: zinc ion binding; DNA binding; DNA-binding transcription factor activity, RNA polymerase II-specific. NCBI's taxonomy places the organism in Eukaryota, Fungi, Basidiomycota, Agaricomycetes, Agaricales, Agrocybaceae. Gene Ontology annotation, biological process: DNA-templated transcription; regulation of DNA-templated transcription.